Molecule: messenger RNA, 1187 nt
Organism: Lindgomyces ingoldianus
Lineage: Eukaryota; Fungi; Ascomycota; Dothideomycetes; Pleosporales; Lindgomycetaceae
Exons: 3
Coding region: 256-1062 (268 amino acids)
Cellular component (GO): RNA polymerase II transcription regulator complex
Molecular function (GO): DNA-binding transcription activator activity, RNA polymerase II-specific; transcription cis-regulatory region binding
Source: RefSeq, a predicted model, not a curated record
GCGACUUCCUCAUCCACAUUGCUCAAUAAUCGGACGCCACCGCGCGCACCUCUCCAGAAUCGCGAUCUCUAGCCCUGAAACUGCCCUCGGGCGCGAAGAACGACUGAAGCGGGCUCGGCGCUCCCAAGCUCGAUUUGAUGCCGCACGGGUUGCCAACACUGUACCCCUCCAUUCGUACAUAUAACAUGCAACAGCCGGCUCAGGAGCACAAGCCCACCAUAGAGAUGAGUUAGUCAACACGGUCCCGCGACUUCCAUGUCAUGGAAUGCUGCAUUACAGCUGAUUACUAACCCCCAUCGCGAUCUAGGUUUAAGAGAACACCUCCUCGCCGCCGGUGCUGGCCAACCUGCUGCUCCCCAGCCUCUGCCCCAGCACUCACACCCCGGCGGCAGCCCUCACCAAGCAAUUGACCCGGCCAUUGCCGGCACCCCGUACCAGAUGAGUGCAGGCGACGGUGGUGAUGGGCAUCUGAGUGAGGGCAGGAAAGGACGACGCGAGCUCUCCACGUCGAAGCGAGCUGCGCAGAACCGUGCCGCACAGCGUGCCUUCCGCCAACGCAAAGAAGAGUACAUCAAGCAGCUCAAGGACCAGGUAAAGGAGUUCGAGCAACUAUGCGAGCUAUACAAAACCCUCCAGACCGAGAACUACCAGUUGCGCGACUACAUCAUCAACCUACAGUCACGUCUGCUCGAGACGCAGGGCGAGAUCCCACCGGCUCCAGCCGGUGUAGACCUCACGCGCUCCCAUGGCGAACCCUCGAACCACCCAGUGCCCCAACCGCCUCAACAACCACAGCCAGCUGAGGCUCAACAACAGAGCCCAACCAACAACGGAGGUCUUUCGGAGCGACAAAUUGGCGAGCUCCAAAUGGCUGCCCAGGCAGCCGCGGCGGCGCAACAUGGUCCGUCUGACAACAAUGGCAAACAUCACAUAUCAGAUGACUCAUUUGUUGCAGGUGAAUACCCCAACAAGCACCAGAAAGUCGACGAGUCACCCGCUUCAGGUCAGCAACCUUCGCCAAGCUAUCCCAAUUACCAGCCAGUUCCAAAUGCUUAUAACUAGCAGGCGGUCAAGUCGGCGACGGCUCCUCUGGUUCGACAAAUGGCUUAUAAAGACCACAGGCUCCUCACCUGUAUAUCCCUCUUUUCGUCAGCGAACUUCAACAACACCCCAACAGCAUCAAUAGG